Messenger RNA from Symphalangus syndactylus (siamang), 5186 nucleotides. RefSeq names its product lysyl oxidase (gene LOX). The record is from RefSeq and is a predicted model, not a curated record. Gene Ontology annotation, molecular function: protein-lysine 6-oxidase activity; copper ion binding. Gene Ontology annotation, biological process: collagen fibril organization; peptidyl-lysine oxidation. NCBI's taxonomy places the organism in Eukaryota, Metazoa, Chordata, Mammalia, Primates, Hylobatidae.
ACGUUUCCAAUCGCAUUACGUGAACAAAUAGCUGAGGGGCGGCCGGGCCAGAACGGCUUGUGUAACUUUGCAAACGUGCCAGAAAGUUUAAAAUCUCUCCUCCUUCCUUCACUCCAGACACUGCCCGCUCUCCGGGACUGCCGCGCUGCUCCCCGUUGCCUUCCAGGACUGAGAAAGGGGAAAGGGAAGGGUGCCACGUCCGAGCAGCCGCCUUGACUGGGGAAGGGUCUGAAUCCCACACUUGGCAUUGCUUGGUGGAGACUGAGAUACCCGUGCUCCGCUCGCCUCAUUGGUUAAAGAUUUCUCCUUCCCUCACGUGAUUUGAGCCCCGUUUUUAUUUUCUCUGAGCCACGUCCUCCUCGAGCGGGGUCAAUCUGGCAAAAGGAGUGAUGCGCUUCGCCUGGACCGUGCUCCUGCUCGGGCCUUUGCAGCUCUGCGCGCUAGUGCACUGCGCCCCGCCCGCCGCCGGCCAACAGCAGCCCCCACGCGAGCCGCCGGCGGCUCCGGGCGCCUGGCGCCAGCAGAUCCAAUGGGAGAACAACGGGCAGGUGUUCAGCUUGCUGAGCCUGGGCUCACAGUACCAGCCUCAGCGCCGCCGGGACCCGGGCGCCGCCGUCCCUGGUGCAGCCAACGCCUCCGCCCAGCAGCCCCGCACUCCGAUCCUGCUGAUCCGCGACAACCGCACCGCCGCGGCGCGAGCGCGGACGGCCGGCUCAUCUGGAGUCACCGCCGGCCGCCCCAGGCCCACCGCCCGCCACUGGUUCCAAGCUGGCUACUCGACAUCUAGAGCCCGCGAAGCUGGCGCCUCGCGCGCGGAGAACCAGACAGCGACGGGCGAUGUCCCUGCGCUCAGUAACCUGCAGCCGCCCAGCCGCGUGGACGGCAUGGUGGGUGACGACCCGUACAACCCCUACAAGUACUCUGACGACAACCCUUAUUACAACUACUACGAUACUUAUGAAAGGCCCAGACCUGGGGGCAGGUACCGGCCCGGAUACGGCACUGGCUACUUCCAGUACGGUCUCCCAGACCUGGUGGCCGACCCCUACUACAUCCAGGCGUCCACGUACGUGCAGAAGAUGUCCAUGUACAACCUGAGAUGCGCGGCGGAGGAAAACUGUCUGGCCAGUACUGCAUACAGGGCAGAUGUCAGAGAUUAUGAUCACAGGGUGCUGCUCAGAUUUCCCCAAAGAGUGAAAAACCAAGGGACAUCAGAUUUCUUACCCAGCCGACCAAGAUAUUCCUGGGAAUGGCACAGUUGUCAUCAACAUUACCACAGUAUGGAUGAGUUUAGCCACUAUGACCUGCUUGAUGCCAACACGCAGAGGAGAGUGGCUGAAGGCCACAAAGCAAGUUUCUGUCUUGAAGACACAUCCUGUGACUAUGGCUACCACAGGCGAUUUGCAUGUACUGCACACACACAGGGAUUGAGUCCUGGCUGUUAUGAUACCUAUGGUGCAGACAUAGACUGCCAGUGGAUUGAUAUUACAGAUGUAAAACCUGGAAACUAUAUCCUAAAGGUCAGUGUAAACCCCAGCUACCUGGUUCCUGAAUCUGACUAUACCAACAACGUUGUGCGCUGUGACAUUCGCUACACAGGACACCAUGCAUAUGCCUCAGGCUGCACAAUUUCACCGUAUUAGAAGGCAAGGCAAAACUCCCAAUGGAUAAAUCAGUGCCUGGUGUUCUGAAGUGGGAAAAAAUAGAUUAACUUCAGUAGGAUUUAUGUAUUUUGAAAAAGAGAACAGAAAACAACAAAAGAAUUUUUGUUUGGACUGUUUUCAAUAACAAAGCACAUAACUGGAUUUUGAACACUUAAAGUCAUCAUUACUUGGGAAAUUUUUAAUGUUUAUUAUUUACAUCACUUUGUGAAUUAACACAGUGUUUCAAUUCUGUAAUUACAUAUUUGACUCUUUCAAAGAAAUCCAAAUUUCUCAUGUUCCUUUUGAAAUUAUAGUGCAAAAGGGUCAGUAUUAUCUAAAUGAAUGAGCCAAAAUGACUUUGAACUGAAACCUUUCUAAAGUGCUGGAACUUUAGUGCAACACAAUAAUAAUGGGUUUUUAUAUGUCAUAGCAUAGAUUGAAUUUAGAAACAAUGCUCCUACUGUUUAAAUACAUAUGGACACAUCUGGUGCUGAGAAAGAAACAAACACAUUACCAUUGGUGUCAAAAAUAUUACUACAUAGCAGAGAAACGGCAAUACAUGUACUCAGAUAGUUACAUCCCUAUAUAAAAAUUAUGUUUACAUUUAAAAAAUAAGUAGAUAACUUUCUUUCUUUCAAGUGCACAAUUUCAUUUUGACUUGAGUCAACUUUUGUUUUGGAACAAAUUAAGUAAGGGAGCUGCCCAAUCCUGUCUGAUAUUUCUUGAGGCUGCCGUCUAUCAUUUUAUCUUUCCCAUAGGCAGAGAUGUUAUAAGUGGGAUUCUUAAUAUCACCAUUCUUGGGACUGGUAUACGUAAGGCAGCCGUGAAACUGGGAAGUCAUUUUGAUGACUGAUGUGAUACAUCCAGAGAUAAUAUGCAUUUAAACAUAUUAAAGUAUUUGCCAAAGACACAAUUUUCUUGCUGACAUAAAAAUCAUACAAACGAGUCCCCCCAAAACCACAACUGUCUCUCAAAUAACUUAAAAAAAUUGAAAAACAUUUUAGGAUUUUUCAACUUUUCUAGAUUUUAAAAAGAUGUUCAGCUGUUAAAGAGAAGAAUGCUAAAAAUUUUAUAUUAUCUAGAACACAGGAACAUCAUCCUGGGUUAUUCAGGAAUCAGUCACACAUGCGUGUGUGUCUGAGAUAUAGUCUAAAUUAGCAAAGCACAUAGUAUUACAUACUUGAGGGGUUGGUGAACAAAGGAAAAAUAUACUUUCUGCAAAACCAAGGACUGUGCUGCAUGAGACAGCUGUGAUUUCAUUUUAAACUGUGAAACCAUGUGCCAUAAUAGAGUUUUGAGAAUUUCGCUUUUUCCUAAAUUCAAGAAAAUGAAAUUACACUUUUAAGUUAGUGGUGCUUAAGCAGAAUUUUUCCUACAUUAACCAGUAUUAAAAUCUCAAGUAAGAUUUUCCAGUGCCAGAACAUGUUAGGUGGAAUUUUAAAAGUACCUCGGCAUCCUGUAUUACAUGUCAUAGAAUUGUAAAGUCAACAUCAAUUACUAGUAAUCAUUCUGCACUCACUGGGUGCAUAGCACAGUUAGAGGGGCUACAGAUGGACAGUCAUCAACUAGCGGAUAUAGCGGUACAUAUCCACCAGGGCACAAGCUUAUCAGUAGACAAUACAGACAGAGCUUUUGUUGAGCUGUAACUGAGCUAUGGAAUAGCUUCUUUGAUGUACCUCUUUGCCUUAAAUUGCUUUUUAGUUCUAAGAUUGUAGAAUGAUCCUUUCAAAUUGUAAUCUUUUCUAAUAGAGCUAUUUUAAUAUACUUGCUUUCUUAAAAAACAAAAAAACUACUGUCAGUAUUAAUACUGAGCCAGACUGGCAUCUACAGAUUUCAGAUCUAUCAUUUUAUUGAUUCUUAAGCUUGUAUUAAAAACUAGGCAAUAUCAUCAUGGAUAUACAGGAGAAGACACAUUUACAAUCAUUCAUUGGGCCUUUUAUCUGUCUAUCCAUCCAUCAUUAGUUGAAGGCCUAAUAUAUGCCAAGUACUCACAUGCUAUGCAUUGAGACAUAAAAAAGACUGUCUAUAACCUCAAUAAGUAUUAAAAAUCCCAUUAUUACCCAUAAGGUUCAUCUUAUUUCAUUUUUAGGAAAUAAAAUUACAUUUCUAUAAAAUUUCAGUUUUAAGCACUAUUGUUUUUCAUGACCAUAAUUUAUUUUUAAAAAUAAAUUAAAGGUUAAUUAUAUGCAUGUAUGUAUUUCCAAUAAUUAAAAAUGUGUUCAAUCCCUGAAAUGUCUGCCUUUUAAAUAUAACAUCUACUAUUUGAUUAAUUUUGACAAUAUUUUUUUCAAUUAGGAAGCUAAAAAUACUACUUUAUUCCUUAUUUGAACAUCCAUCCCCCUCCUGGCACCUCUAAACACACCCAAAUAACUCACAAGUACUGAUUUAACACUCAGUAAUUUUGAACUUCUUUGAACUAUUUUGAACUUUGGAUCUUUUCUCUGAAUAACUUCCUAAAUUCAAAGAUAAUGAUUAGUUGAUGAAGGUUAUCAGUUAAUAAAAUAAAGAACACAGACCAGUCUUACCAAACUCUAAAUAUAUUUAAAAAAAUAGGAACUGGCAAUGAUAAAAAGAAUGUUGAGUACUGACAGGAGAUUGGCCUUCACACUAAAAAAGACAGAAAAUGGACUAAAUAGGAACAUAAUUUCGGAGUUUAUGAGUCAGUUUACAAUAUGCCAUAUUAGUGAUCUCAUAAUGAUUCAGACCACAGUCUGGGUUAAAGAUGUCUUGACCUCUGAGGCUAGCAUAACAUAUAUAAAUAUACAAUUUGCCUGUUUCCAGGAAAUCUGUAUAUUUUUAUAGAAUAACUUUAUUUACAAUUUCUAUCAUCCAAUUACUCACUAGGCAUUAUUUGUAGUAAUUUUUUUCUCUUUGAAAUCUCAUAGGAUAGUCACACUUAUAAACAUUCCCAAUAUUCAGAUUCUAGAAGAAAUGCAAUUCAUUAAAAUUUUCCUGGCACUGAGAGUUAAUCUUUAGCAGAUUGCAUGAAAAUACUGAAUUCCUGGUAAGGAGAUAUUUUGUUUUAAAAAUAAUGUGUUUUGAUACUAAUCAGUGUAUUAACUGAUAACUAAAAAGUACCCUUUUUUCUAAAUAUAUUUUUUCUUUUGAACUCAUAUUCACAAUCAACAUAUUCAAUCAGUGAGUUAAGUCUCAUUCUUAGCUACCAAAAUUCCUGGGCCACUUUUAAACACUAAACAUUUCACUUAUCCUCUAAGCUGAAAUGGUGCUGAGUUAUUUAAAUCUGAAUGUAAAAUGCAUUAAAUCUUAGCUUGUGCUAUAUAAACAUUUAAUUAAUAUAAAACUGCUUGCUAUAAACUAAGUAACAUGUCAUUUGAUGUUAGGUUUUUAAUGAAGUUUUAGCUUCUCCCAAAUUUUUCAGGAAUGUUAUUUGUAAGACGUGUAACUUUUUUGAAGAACUCUUAUUUUAAAUGCUAAGACAUUGGCUUUAUAUUCUUCUUUGCGUUCUCAUAUUCUCUUAUUAUACAUCUAUACUAUGAUUGCAAGAUUAUAUAAAAAUGCCUUGAAUAAAUGAUUUCAAGUGUC